This is a messenger RNA of Pseudocercospora fijiensis CIRAD86, 891 nucleotides long. RefSeq lists its product as uncharacterized. The transcript is spliced from 3 exons. Gene Ontology annotation, molecular function: hydrolase activity. The annotation marks the transcript as partial. NCBI's taxonomy places the organism in Eukaryota, Fungi, Ascomycota, Dothideomycetes, Mycosphaerellales, Mycosphaerellaceae. The record is from RefSeq and is a predicted model, not a curated record.
GGCCCCCCACCGAAAGAGCUGAUCGAGUUCUACCAUGACAUUCAGAUGCGAGAUGGCUACGAAAGCUCCCUCAAGAUCAUCAAGCCAUCGAGCGGUCCUGCUGGAUCUCUCAUUGUAUUGCUAUUUGGUGGCGGCUUCGUUGCGGGCGACAAAGACCAAUUGACAGAAAUCGCGAGGAUGUUGGGACUAUUAUAUGGCGCGACCGUGGUCUGCAUCAGCUACAGGCUAGGUCCUGAGCACAAAUUUCCCUUUGCCCAGUAUGAUGCCUGGGACUCACUCAAAUGGAUCGCUGAGAAUGCAACCGGAUGUCAUUUGAAUGCGGACCCGUUGAAAGGUUUCGUGGUCGGUGGUGUAUCUGCAGGAGCUUCCAUUGCAGCAGCUCUUUCUCGAAAACUCCAGGACCAGCCGCUUACAUAUCCUCUUACUGGUCAAUGGCUAGCUGUACCUUCUUUGAUGCAUCCAGAGUGCUGUCCACAGGUGUUCCGCUCAAAUUAUAUUUCUCUGGACCAGAGCCCGUCUUCCCCAGGACUCUCAGAGCAAGCGCGUCAAAUGAUGCACGAUGCCGUGCAAUGGGACAGGAGCUCGGACUUGCGAUAUGCUGCGAAUUCUGGGACAAGCUUGUCGGGACAGCCGAGGACGUAUUUUCAAGUAUGUGGCAUGGAUCCGCUUCGCGACGAUGGACUCAUCUACGAGGAGAUGCUCAGAGAAGCAAAAGUCUCGACGAGGACUGACUUCUAUCCCGGCUGCCCGCAUGCCCACUGGGUCGCGAUGCGAGGCUACGAGAUUGGAAGGAAAGCGCGGAUAGACACGUUGGUGGGAACUGGUUGGCUGUUGGGCGUGGAAGCGUCACGUAGCGAUGCUGCUUCCGCGCUCGGCGUCUUGGUCGCCUAA